Molecule: messenger RNA, 1727 nt
Organism: Tetranychus urticae (two-spotted spider mite)
Lineage: Eukaryota; Metazoa; Arthropoda; Arachnida; Trombidiformes; Tetranychidae
Source: RefSeq, a predicted model, not a curated record
UUUUCACUGGCUGUGACUUUUAAAUCAUCAAAAAAGCAGCUUUUUUCAUUUUUCAGCUGAUUUCAUCCUAUGGAAAAUGAAAGUAUAAAAAUGUUUGUAUCAUUAGUUUUGAUUCAAAUCAAAUUGAAUAGGUUUAUAAGAUUGUAUUGGACUCCUGAUCGACGACUUCAAUACAAAUACGAAGAUAUCAACAAAUAUGGCUAUUUCACUGAAAACAGUGUUUCUCCUGUCGAUCUUAGUUAUCAACCUACAACAAUUGGAAUCAGCUAAAUUACAUAUUCGCAAUGAACCUGUUUCACCAUGUUGUCAGCCAUCUUUUCUAAUGAACCUGUUUUCAUAUUCACCUUGUGCUUGCCCUCCACCUCCAACUGCCUUACCUCCUCCGGUAAAAAAAGAGCCAGUCAAAGUUGAACACACUACACCCAAUUAUCCUGUAUCGACAGUACCACCUAAAGAAUACCAUGUGAGUCCGUGUGGACCUCCUCAGUGUUAUGUAGAUCCAGCUAAACAAACUGCCGAACUUGCAAAGAUUUUUAAUGAAGGAAGUUCUAAAAUUCUUAAAUAUACUUCCACUGCCACUGGUCCUAUUAUCUAUGCUGCUGAAGCAAUAAACUCUGGAGCUGAUUUGAUACCAAUGGCGUUCGCAGCUAGUGGUGAUUUCUUGGGUAAAGCUAUUUCUGGUCCAAUUAAAUUAUUCAGUAAACUUGGAUUUGGAUUUCUUACUGGUGCUAUUAGUCAAAUUAUUUCAAUUCCUAUUACAUUUGGUACAUCUGUUCAAGCAUCCGUUAUUAAUGUGCAACCUUACUUGGAAAGAAUUAUGUCAAUCGGAAGUAAUUGUUGUCCCCAAACGACACAAGCCCCACUUUUCUCGUCUGGAAUUGAACAAAUCGCUCUUAAACCUAUUGGUAUUCUUGCUGGAGCUUCUCAUAUUGCCUUAGGAAAAAUGCUGAACAUUGGCGGUACUACAUUUAAACUUAUUGGUACUAUGACUAGAUUUGGAGGUGAACUGGCAGAGACAGCUGGAUAUGGUAUGAAAAAUAACGGCGCUAUUAAAGUUGCUGAUGGAGUGAAUAGCAUUGCAAGUUUCUUGAAAAAAUUGGAAACACCUUCAUCAGUUAUUUGUGUCGUUGGUGAUGAUAAAGUUGGAUUCUAUGAGCCAAUUGACGAAAAGAAAAAGGAAAAGGACGAAAAGACUGGAAAAGAAAAACCAAUCACAGUGACAGAAUCUUAUAAACCUACAACUUCAGCUUAUGUUCCAACAACAACUGCUAAAUAUAUCGUUCCUGUUACUACUCCAUAUUCAACUACAACGACUACUGUUAAAUAUAUUCCUCCUGUGACUACACCAUAUGCAACGACAACGACUGCUGUUAAAUACACCACAGCAUAUGUCCCUCCAAAGAUUGAGAAACCAACAACGACAACGAUGGUUCCAUUUUUCCCUGAUGCCUAUGAUUCUAGUGUAAAUAUUCCAGACGUACCAGAAGGUAGUUCCUUAUCUGAUGGUUAUCAUCCAAACCCUGAAGAGGAGGAAAAGGAUGAUGACUAAAUCAAAUUUUUGUUUAAUUAAUCAAUGUUGUUAUUUUAUAAAUUGACAAGGUUUCAUUGUUAUUGACCUGUUGUAAAUAAGUUUCAUACUUUUAAACGAUCGUAAAAAUAUUGUUCCAUUUAUCAAGAAUAUACUUUUAAUAUGACUUAUAAAUAAAUAUCUUGUUCACAAUUAUAAA